CACCCACCAAGUCUUUCUUUACACUUAUUUUAUUUUAUUAUUUAGCUUACAAUUAUUUCUUACUCUAUUCAUUGUUGCAUAUGUAUUCAAAUUGAUUGUUGAAUCCCUAGUUCAAGCUUCCAUGGGAAACUCGCAAGCCAAAAAGCGUCACAUUCCCUCUCCCACCGUAACCAGAAACUUGUCACCACAACCACGACCGUCGUCAUCGCCGGAAUCAUCAAGAAAACCACCGCGAGAGCCACCCCCGGUGCAACAUCAUGGUUCUGGAAAACUAUCUGCGAAAGAGAAAUACGCUCUGAUUCCUGAUAACUUCACUACGCUUGAACAGGUUACAACUGCCUUGAGGAACGAAGGUUUAGAAUCAUCAAAUCUUGUUCUUGGAAUUGAUUUUACGAAAAGUAAUGAAUGGACUGGAAGUAUCUCAUUCAACAAUAAAAGCCUACAUGCUAUUGGAAGUACACCUAACCCGUAUGAGAAAGCCAUCUCUAUCAUUGGCAAGACUCUGGCUCCGUUUGAUGAUGACAACUUGAUUCCUUGUUUUGGCUUUGGUGAUGCCACCACUCAUGAUCAAGAAGUGUUUAGCUUUCACAGUGAUCAUUCAUCUUGCCAUGGAUUUGAGGAAGUUUUGGCUUGUUAUCACAAAGUUGUUCCAAACUUAAGACUUUCAGGACCAACUUCUUACGCUCCAGUGAUUGAGGCUGCAAUAGACAUAGUUGAGCAAAGUCAUGGCCAAUUCCAUGUGUUAGUUAUUGUUGCAGAUGGCCAGGUUACGACAAGCGGUGACGAUGGAGAACUAAGUCCACAAGAAGCAAGAACUAUCAAAGCAAUAGCUGAUGCAAGUUCAUAUCCCCUGUCUAUUAUUCUGGUCGGAGUUGGUGAUGGACCUUGGGAUGACAUGAAGAAGUUCGAUGACAAGAUUCCGGUUCGCGACUUUGACAAUUUUCAGUUUGUUAACUUCACUGACAUAAUGUCUAAGAAAUCAAGCUCCUCUGAAAAAGAAGCUGCUUUUGCUCUGGCUGCUCUAAUGGAGAUACCUUUCCAAUAUAAAGCAGCCAUUGAACUAGGACUACUAGGUCGAGUAACAGGAAGGUCAAAUAAAAUUGUUCCGAGACCUCCUCCAGCUCCUUAUUCUAGGCUUGUGCCACCAGCUCGUGUUCUCAGCAAUAUGCCAACUUCCAUGGAUGAUGAGAGAAAUCAAAUGGUACACAUAAGAUUGAAACCUAGAAGAUUCAUUAUAUUCUCUUUUAUCACUUUCUAGUUUGUCAAACUAUUAAACAAAGUAAUAUGUUUUGGUUACUCCCCUGUAGUUAACACUUUUUCAACUUAUCUAAACCUUUGUGUCACUAAACCUCUAAAUUUUGAGUUGAAGGGAUCACAUGUUAUAGCCACAAUUUUUAUUUUAUGCUUGUGACAAAAACUUUUGUGGGUAGGCUGAAAAAAGGUUAC
Vigna umbellata (rice bean) is the source of this 1446-nucleotide messenger RNA. Lineage: Eukaryota; Viridiplantae; Streptophyta; Magnoliopsida; Fabales; Fabaceae. The record is from RefSeq and is a predicted model, not a curated record.